AAUUAGCUCAUUGAGGGUGAAAGUGUUACCAGUAAUGAGUAUGAGACUAAUGCAGUAAUUUUUUCUUCCUGACAGGCUGAUGUAGCCAAGGCUGCUUCACACCACUUUCCUGAACUCCCAAUUGCUCAUCCUGAACUGGGAAUAUCAGAAUAUCUGGCUUCUAAUGGACUGGUAAAACCAGGAAGAGAGUUAGAACAUUAUCCACACCAUGAUAGUGUACCAUCUGUUAGUCAUGAUAAGUGCUCUGUGAUCAAGACAGAAUUUGCUGGAAGACCUUGUAUAUUAAAGGAGCUAAGUGUUGACAGAGAAGUGGGGGACAUAGAAACUCUGAAGAAAAAUGCUGUUCACUUCAGCAGUGUAAAGAACCCUUACCUUAUGCGGCUGGAUGCUUUCUUUGCUAAGGGAAACAGGGCAUUUGUCCAAAUGCCUCUCUUGAUGAGUGCUGAAGAGUGGAUAGCUUUACAAGAGUGUUCACCUGAGGGUAUUUCUUUGGUUCUGAGGGACAUACUUGAGGCUCUUAAUUCACUGCACUCACAAAACAUUUUCCAUGGUUGUAUACACCUCCAAAGUGUAUUUGUUGAGAAAAGGUCUGGAGAGUACAGAGGAGUCCUAGAUUUUUACCCAUUUAUUAAUACACAAUCUAGCCCAUCACAAGAUAUGAAAUUAUUUGGAGAGUUAAUUGUGAAGAUGAAUUUUCCCAAUAAGGAUUCUACAACAACAUUCUCUCAGUUGACUGAGGAUGCAGAUCUGUUGGCUGUUCUUGGUGACUUGCUUGACACAGAUGAUUUUGACCGACUGACCGCUCAGCAAACCCUACCGCAUGCUUACUUUUGCAAGUGUGUUUGACCAAAAACAUCCCUUAAUUAAGGGGCUACAUAAGAUGUUUGUUGUAUAUCUGUGUUGCACGUGCAAUCAACAAAGCUUUGCUAUGGCUGUUGUUGUUGAUGUGGUACUUAUUGUUGUACCUUAUUCUUCAUUUAAAGUUCACGUUUUGAUUACCAAGAUGUAUUUUAGUACGCCAUUUGUUUCCUAGGAGAAACUACGCAAUGGAGCCUGUCCACUUAAUUAAAACCAUUCUUUCUAUCAACCCAUGUGGGAAAUAGGUAACUAACAGAUGUCACAAUAUUUUGAUACCCAUCUGGCUCUGGACAAAUUAUGCAUGUGAUACAUUGAAAACAAUUUCAGUUUGGUAAACUCAUGGUAAUUUAUUAGGUGGCAAGACAGCAGUGAAAGAAUCAGACCAAAAUAUUAAACACUUGUAUCUUCUCCCUAUAAUAUCUGAACACUAUCCAGCAAACAGGUAAUGAGAAUACUGAAACUUACCAGGUAGAAGUUAUCUUGAUCUUUAAUCAAAUUCUCAUGACUUAUUUACAACUAAAUAUGUAGCAGCUUGAAGGGAGGAUUAACAAUCAGAUCUUGGGUGUUAAAGCGCUAUAAAGGAAAAGGACAGAAAUGCUUCCUCUCGGCUACUGAUCUCAACAAUACUUGUCCUUUUGACACAUUUUAGUAUCUGUCAGCGAUUAACAUUCAGUGAAUUGAUAUUUACAUUCAUAGUGGUCAGAGGCCUUCUCACACAAAUUAUAAAACUGCCAUUAUAGUAGUUCUUGUUGCAUUGUGUUAACGGAUGUUAUGAUAAUAUAAUUCUGAGAUGUAUGUUUCUAUUUGCAAAGAUACUUUAAAAAAUAUUGAGAAAUCUAUCCCAAUUGAGAUAUUUAUUUUAUACUGUUACAGUUACCACAAGAUUUGUUUGAUAGGGAAUCUUUCAGACCAUCACAUUGUAUGACAAAUUAUUUUUUGAGAGACUUCUAUCAAACUAUUUAUUAUGAAGACAAUUUUGUGAAUAAUAAAGUUUAGUGUUACAGUU
This is a messenger RNA of Pocillopora damicornis (cauliflower coral), 1864 nucleotides long. Its product is annotated as serine/threonine-protein kinase 31-like. NCBI's taxonomy places the organism in Eukaryota, Metazoa, Cnidaria, Anthozoa, Scleractinia, Pocilloporidae. Gene Ontology annotation, molecular function: protein kinase activity; ATP binding. The record is from RefSeq and is a predicted model, not a curated record. Gene Ontology annotation, biological process: protein phosphorylation.